CAAAGCGGUGACAGCAAGUUGGAUGCUCCAUCUAUUCAGGGAGAUGACAAGGAGGACCGGAGCCCCAGAAUGACGAAGAGUUUCCUGAGGAACUUCUGCAAGGAGCACAAGCUCUACAUCACACCGUCACUCAACGAUACCCUGUACCUGCACUUUAAAGGCUUCAGCCGCAUCGAGAACCUAGAGGAGUAUACAGGGCUGCGCUGCCUCUGGCUAGAGUGUAACCGGCUCCAGAGGAUUGAGAAUCUGGGGGCGCAAGUUGAGCUGCGCUGCCUCUUCCUGCAGACCAACCUGCUGCACAAGAUUGAGAACUUGGAGCCACUGCAGAAGCUCGACACCCUGAACCUCAGCAAUAACUACAUCAAGACCAUCGAAAACCUUGCCUGUCUGCCAGCUCUGGACACACUGCAGAUGGCGCACAACUGUCUUGAGACAGCACAGGACAUCGAGCACCUGCGUCACUGCCCGAAGCUCUGCGUCCUCGACCUCUCCCACAACAGGCUUGGUGACCCUGAGAUCCUGAGCGUGCUGGAGGCAGUGCCUGACCUGCGAGUGCUGAACCUGAUGGGGAACCCAGUGAUCCGCCUGAUCCCCCACUACCGCAAAACAGUCACAGUGCGCCUGGGCCACCUCACCUACCUGGAUGACAGGCCCAUCUUUCCCAAGGACAGGGCCUGUGCUGAGGCCUGGGCACGGGGCGGCCCAGUGGCUGAGCGGGAGGAGCGGCAGCUCUGGGACAGUCGGGAGAGGAAGCGGAUCACCGACAGCCUCGAAGCCCUGUCCCUGAUCCGCCAGCAGGCCCAGAAGCGGCGGGAAGCUGGGCAAGAGAAAGAGAAAGAGGAGGAGGAGGAGGAGGAGGAGGAGGAGGAGGAGGAGGAGGAGGAGGAGGAGGAGGAGGAGGAAGAGAGGUCCCCAGAGGACAGAGAGCGGCAGCAGAAGAUGGAGCAUUUUGUGAGGGAGAGCUUUGAGGCCAAGGAUGAGCUCUACCCAAAAGAGCCCUGCAGAAUCAGGGAAAUGCCCCAAGGUGCCAAUGGGGAGACCGAGGCCUGGGAGCCAGACCCCACUUCCCUGAGUGGAACCCCAGAGAAAGUGCAGGGGACGGAACCCAACAGAGUUGCUGCUGUGACAGAAGUGACAGAGCAAGCAGCCCAGAAGCUCUUCAUUGAGUCACUACUCAGCCCCCCCUACCCCGACUCACAGGAAACUGAAGCAUGGGUGCUGACCACCCCCGAGUUCCUGGCCCAGCGCUGCUCAGGUCCGGGUUUCUGUGACCUCCCUGACCUGGAGGACGUGGACGUGGAUGCCCAGGACCAGGCCACCUGUCACCCAAAGAUCACAGACCUGUGCAGCCUGAGCGACGAGGACGACGGUGAUCCCCCCCAGGAACACCUGCCCACAGACGCCCUUUGCAAUAUAUUCAAGGCACACAAGGCUACACCAAAGCUGCCAGAAAGGCUCUUCACACACAUCCUGGCAGACAGCUCUGAGAGGGAGAGGGCCACAGGGCCAUACAGGGACCCCAGGCCUCCAAGAAUACUGGUGGAGGAGCUGGACGGGGAGAAGCCUGUACUGCAGGGUGAAUGGGAGCAGAGUGGGGGAGCCCUGGGGUUGUGGCUCAAGAACCCCAUGUUCUUGGAAAAGGGAUGCACCACAUGCUACCUGAAGCUCCUACCAGUGUCUAAAAACCUGAUGCGAAGGGACCAUGGGCCCCAUUUGUUCCCUGCAGGACCAGAUGUGGUGGAGCAGGGACAGCCCCCUGAGACCAGAGAGGAUCAGGAAGACAUUGAGUUUGGCCUGGACUGA
Molecule: messenger RNA, 1803 nt
Organism: Suncus etruscus (white-toothed pygmy shrew)
Lineage: Eukaryota; Metazoa; Chordata; Mammalia; Eulipotyphla; Soricidae
Gene: DNAAF1
Product: dynein axonemal assembly factor 1
Exons: 13
Biological process (GO): cilium assembly
Cellular component (GO): axoneme
Molecular function (GO): dynein complex binding; protein binding
Source: RefSeq, a predicted model, not a curated record